GCCCGCCGGUAGCCCCGGCUCCGUCUCCCCGCCGGCGCCUCGUGACGUCUCUCCUGUGUGUCCUGCAGCGGUUUUCCCAGGCCAGGAUUAUGGGGGACCAAAUCCAGGCCAUUGUUGAGAAGCUCAAUCAGGAGCCCUUCAGGAAGAACUACAAUUUAAUCACGUUCGACUCCUUAGAGUCGACGCAGCUCUUGCAGCUGCUCAGUGAUGUUCUGGGGGAGAUUGACCCAAAGCAUGCUGUUGACAUUAGAGAGGAGCUGCCGGAACAAACAGCUAAAAGAAUGUUGGGUCUUCUUGGUAUCCUUAAAUACAAACCUCCAGGAACUGUAUCAGACUUGAGUGCAUUUCGCCAAGGGUUAGUUACUGGAAGCAAACCUGUAAUUCAUCCUCUCUUACACUGGCUUCUUCAGAGGACCAAUGAACUCAAGAAAAGAGCUUACCUGGCACGUUUCUUAGUUAAAUUGGAAGUGCCAGCAGAGUUCCUGCAGGAUGAGACUGUGGCUGACAUCAACAAACAGUAUGAAGAACUGAUGGAAGCAUUUAAAAACCUGCAUAAGGAGUGUGAGCAGCUCAGAAUAUCUGGUUUAUCUACUGCAGAAAUAAGAAGGGACAUCACUGCAAUGGAAGAGGAGAAAGAUCAACUCAUCAAAAGAGUAGAGCGUCUUAAGAAGAGGGUGGAGACAGUACAAAAUCAUCAACGAAUGCUUGAAAUAGCAAGACAGCUUCGCUUAGAAAAAGAGAGAGAAGAAUCUUUGGCUCAACAGAAGCAAGAGCAAAAAAAUCAGUUGUUCCAUGCAGAGCAGAGGCUGCAAAGAGCACAGCUCCAGCUGAAAGAGAUGCAUCGUGCAGUAGUGGAUUCAAAACCUGAAAGUUUAAUGAAGAAACUAGAAGAAGAGAUAAAUUUUAAUUCCUACCUGGUUACUGAUAAAUUACCUAGAGAGCUUGAAAGUAAGAAGAAUUCGGCAUAUUUCUUACAAAAGGUGGUUGCAGAGCCAGCUAUGAGUCAGUCUGAUCUCAAUGUUCUUGAAAUCAAGAUAAAUGAAGUAAAUGCACAAAUGAAUCAGCUUAUUGAGAAAAGAAUGAUGAAGUAUGAGCCAAUUGACAGUAAAUUUUCCUUGUAUCGCCAACAGGCAUCUAUAAUUUCCCGGAAGAAGGAAGCCAAGGCAGAAGAGCUUCAGGCUGCCAAGGAAGAGAUGUCCCGGGCUGAAAAGCAGAUGCUGCAGAAGACCAGUCAGGCCCAUGAGUUAGAAGGUGCUGACGUUCUGAAAGGAGAUGAGUUUAAACACUAUGUUAAUAAGCUCCGGAGCAAGAACACGAUUUAUAAAAAGAAGAGACUGGAACUAGCAGAAAUUACAGCUGAGUAUGGUGUCCUCCAGAGGACAGAAGAACUCCUAAAGCAGCGCCACGAGGCUAUUCAGCAGCAGUUGCAAGCUAUUGAAGAGAAGAAAGGUAUUUCUGGAUAUAGUUACACCCAGGAGGAGUUGGAAAGAGUAUCUGCAGUGAAGAGUGAAGUGGAUGAAAUGAAAGGCCGGACACUAGAUAACAUGUCUGAAAUGGUGAAAAAACUGAAUGCUAUGGUGGCAGAGAAGAAGGCAAGCCUAGCUCCUGUUAUCAAAGAACUGAGACAGCUGCGUCAAAAUUGCCGGGAUUUAACUCAAGAAUGCGAUGCGAAAAAAAUCCAGUACGACAGUUGUGCAGCGGGGUUAGAGAGCAACCGCUCUGCGCUGGAGCAGGAAGUGAAAGGACUUCUUGAGGAGUGUGUUCAGGAAGAAAGCAACUACCGUUAUAUUAACUGCAUGAAAAGGACUCUAGAAGUACAGCUGCAGCGUGCCAAAGAAGAAAUGAAGGCGUAUGUCUCCCCAGACCCCCAGGAGAGGCGGAAGGCAGUUCGAGAACAAUAUACAAGAAUGAUCCUUGAACAAGAAAACCUUGGAAAGAAAUUACGGGAGAAGCAGAAAGUUGUACGGGAAAGUCAUGGGCCAAAUAUGAAGCAAAUUAAAAUGUGGCAGGAUUUUGAGCAGUUAAUGGAAUGUAAGAGAGAAUGUUUUCUGAAACAACAAAAUCAAACAGCCAUUGGUCAAGUCAUUCAGGAAGGAGGUAAAGACAGGCUUGUGUUAUGA
Molecule: messenger RNA, 2120 nt
Organism: Merops nubicus (carmine bee-eater)
Lineage: Eukaryota; Metazoa; Chordata; Aves; Coraciiformes; Meropidae
Gene: IFT81
Product: intraflagellar transport 81
Exons: 18
Coding region: 90-2120 (676 amino acids)
Biological process (GO): intraciliary transport; cilium assembly
Cellular component (GO): intraciliary transport particle B; cilium; centrosome
Molecular function (GO): tubulin binding
Source: RefSeq, a predicted model, not a curated record